AUGAUAAUUCUUUUGAUUCUUGUUUUUGUAAUAUAGGGGAGAUUUUUGUAAUAAAAAGGAGUUCCUCCAAAAAAAGGUGAGAAAUGGGAUUAAUCUAAUGAAGCAUUUGAUUAAAUUUUAGAUCAUAUUUCAAGUAAUUUAACACAAAGUCAAAAGGAUGAAUUGGAAUUAAUCGAAGGAUAUAUAUUAAGUGAAGGAUUAUUAUAUUAUGCUUCAGCAAAUUAAGAAGAAAAAUAAAAGAUUUUUUAAAGUUUGAUUGAAAUGAUUGGGGAACUGGAAAAAGAGAAUGAACAAGAGAAAAUAAAGCUCGAAAAUGAUAUAUAAUAUUUUAGUUAACUAAAUACGACAGAUAAAGAUAUUGUAUUGACAAAGAUUUCUCAAAGUUUAAAUAGAGCACUUAAAGACUCAUCAAAAGUGUUUAAUAGUAAUUUAGUUUUAUAGACAAUUAAAGAAGAAAUUGAAAAUUUUUAAAAUAAACCUGAUAGAGGAACAAAAGCAACAUGGAAUAUAAAUGAAUAUAAAAUGAUUUAAGAAUAAAAUGAAUAGGAUUUGAGGGAAAUAGAAUAUUAGAUAUAAGAAUUUUUAGAUUAGGGUUUGGCAGAAUAGAAAAUUCAAGAAAAGAUGAAAGAAUUUAUAGAGAUAUUCUUUAGUAAUUCAACAACAUUAGAAUAAAAUAACAAAACAAUUGAUGAAAUUAUUUUAGAUGUGAAGAAAUAGGAAGAAUAAAGUAAUCAAAAUUAACAAAUGAAAUAAUAUAGAUAAAAAGUAAGAGAAUUAAUAAGGGAAAAAUUAGAAUAGGGAAAAACAGAGGAGGAAAUUUAGAAGGAAGUAGAUGAUUAUUUAAGUAAGAAUGGAGUAAAUGAUUUGACCGAUGAAGAGAGAGAUUUAAUAAAAUUAAUUAUAAAAAAAGAAAUGCUACGAAAUCAAAGAUAAUAAAGUAUUAUAAAUGAAGAUGAAACUAAAUUCUAAGCUUAAAAUAAUGUAUACUACAUAUACCUUGGUAUUUUUACAAUAGUUUUAUUACUUUCUUUAUUAGUAUUUCUAAUAAGAAGACAUAAAAUGAAAAAUAAUCAAAAGAAAUAAAUUGGAUUUAGGAUUCCUUAAGAAGCUGAAUCUAUGGAUUGA
This is a messenger RNA of Paramecium sonneborni, 1125 nucleotides long. Lineage: Eukaryota; Ciliophora; Oligohymenophorea; Peniculida; Parameciidae. The record is from the annotation of a GenBank genome assembly.